Molecule: messenger RNA, 1440 nt
Organism: Sclerotinia borealis F-4128
Lineage: Eukaryota; Fungi; Ascomycota; Leotiomycetes; Helotiales; Sclerotiniaceae
Source: the annotation of a GenBank genome assembly
AUGUUUUUCAUCGGUGAUUACGCUCUCUUUACAUUCCUAGCAGGAUCACAAAGAACAUUUGCCCUGUCUCCUCUCGAAAGUUUCUACCCAAUCGGUCUCAAUGAUACUUUAUACAUCAGCAAUACUUCCCUUGGAUCGUAUGGUGGAAUUUAUUAUGCUCCCGGAAAGACUAUAAGUUUGAAUGUAAGAUACGGCGCAUAUGACUACUGCUCUAUGCCCCAUCCAAGAAUACCUGAAUAUCAACUUCCCGCACCUAUAGCAAACGGUAGUGUGAAGGCGGAGAUUGUUUAUUUAGAGUAUUUACAAAGACAUCAAAGGAGGACCAUGUAUAAUGUUCUUCCUAGUGGAGAGAUCGUACCAUUCAAUUGCUCAGAUGUUCUCCCAUAUCUUUAUGCUGGACCUCACGACCCUUCCUCUCAGCAGCCGAUUAAAGUAUAUGCCCAAACGUAUACCGAUCCAAGCAAUCCGUUCCUCGGCACAUAUGUUCCUGGCACUUGUCAGUACCCACAGCUUACAAUCGGCGGUCUAUUAGACGGCUACCGGCAUGGUCAAGACCUUGCAAGGGUGUACGGAGCGACUGGCAAACUGAGUCUUUUUCCCACAACUCCGUCACCAGAAACUGCCUACUUUCGCUCGUCAGAAUCGCCUUUGACGCAACAAAGCGCUGGGGGUGUUUUGCGUGGAAUUUGGUCUAGUUUUAAAGGAUCGAUACCUCUUCACCAACAAGCCACCUCUCUCGACACAGUCAAUGCGGGGUAUUCUUGUCCUGCCAUUUCUUCCACGUUGGCAGAAAUCAAAUCCACAACUGAAUGGCAAGCUCACCUUACCGCCACAUCGACUCUCCGCACCACUCUUGGAAGUGUUUUUGACGCAGAUUCGAGUGCAUGGCAAGGCACGAUGGAUCAUUUCGCGGAUAACUUCCAAGCUCGGCUCUGUAAUGGCUACUCGCUCCCCUGCUCUCCAACCAAUGCCUCGAACUGCGUAACUCGAGAAAUGGCCGACGAGGUUUUUAGAGCUGGGGACUGGGAGUGGAACUACUACUGGAGAGCCAAUCCAUAUGUUCAAAAAUACAUUCAAGUCGUGGAGGGGCCAUUUAUUGGGGAAAUCGUAUCCCGGUUAGAACGUGUGUCGAACGGCGCGAUCCAAGAGGGAAAGUACAGUCAUAUAUUUGUACAUGAUGGUGAUAUUGGUCCAGUGGCAGGUGCUCUUGGAAUCAAUGCUUUGAGGUGGCCUGGAAUGGGGAGUAAUAUUGCUUUCGAGGUUUGGAAGGUUGAGGAUUAUACAAAAGCGUAUUGUGAUACUUACUUUGUACGAGUCCUGUAUAGUGGGAAACCCAUGGAGUCAAUCCAUGGAGACAUGGACUGGAUGCCAUUGGAGUCUCUAUUGGAAAUUCUCAGGCAAUUUGUGCCGAAGGAUAUCGUGGCACUAUGUAAUAGUUAG